AUGGUUAUAUUAGAAAUUAUUUUAAUUAUCUACAUUUAUGGCCUUCCAAAUUUUUUGGACGAUUUGCGUUCGAUGUUUGGUUAUCCACGUACUUGGUUAGGAAGAAUAUUUGGUCCUACUGGUUAUUAUAUUCAAGGGAUUUGGUGCUUUUUGGCACCUCUUCAGAUUACCAUAUUAUUCAUUGUUGUAUUAUUCACUCAAAUUUCACACAAUUUAACUUAUGGAAAAGACAAAAGGCUUUAUGAAUAUCCAGGUUGGGCAAUUGGUUUAGGCUGGCUAAUAUCAAUUAUACCAAUUCUAUUAUUGCCAAUAAUGGCUGUUUACAAUUUGUUAAAAUUUAGACAAAAGAGAAAGGUACAGGGGCUCGACACUUGCGGCCCGACAUUUGUUGUCCAAAGAGGAGUAAUAGAACCUAAAAUCCAGAAUAAAAUGAAAGUUAUUCUUCUGCAUGUUCUCCAAAUCAUAGUGCCUAUGUUACACUUCUUUCCAAAGAACGGAGGAAAACUUAGAUCCCUUGGUAAUCAUUUUUACAAGAGAUUUUUUGUAUCGAAACAGCUCUGUCAUAAAAUAUGUCUUGUAAGGUGGUGGGUCGGUGGGUAA
Meloidogyne enterolobii is the source of this 600-nucleotide messenger RNA. NCBI's taxonomy places the organism in Eukaryota, Metazoa, Nematoda, Chromadorea, Rhabditida, Meloidogynidae. The record is from the annotation of a GenBank genome assembly.